AUGGCUCCUGGAUUCCUCUUCUGGGUCCUGGUCUGCUGGUCGGUGCUAACUAUGGCAGAAGGACAAGAUGUAGUCACCCCUCCUGGUGGUUCACAAGACAAUGUGACCCCUACAGACUGCCAGAUCUUCACGCUCACCCCUCCGCCCCCCACAAGGAAGCCUGCAGUAACAAGGACCCAACCCAACCCAAGGAUGUUUCCAUGGAUGUGGUUGUAUCUUAUACCAAGAAGACCUGGCCGCUCUCCGAGGCUGCCUAACAGACUUUUGCUCUUUCCAAACUACAACCCCCGCUUCCAGUUCCUUCCUCUCUACCUGCCACAAGGUAGACUUCCUGGGAGAUACACAUAUACUGGAAGCUCAUCUGAGGAGAGCAUAGAGAAGUGA
Messenger RNA from Mesocricetus auratus (golden hamster), 384 nucleotides. It is a transcript of the gene Odaph, whose product is annotated as odontogenesis associated phosphoprotein. Gene Ontology annotation, biological process: positive regulation of enamel mineralization. The coding region runs from base 1 to 384 and encodes 127 amino acids. Lineage: Eukaryota; Metazoa; Chordata; Mammalia; Rodentia; Cricetidae. The record is from RefSeq and is a predicted model, not a curated record. The transcript is spliced from 2 exons.